AGAGGUUUGACUGAGAGACAGACAGUUUGUGACUGAAGUCUGACCCAGGAUCAGUCACCUCAAACAGUGUCUCAGGUGAUUUCAGGGGCUCAGACCAGAUAUUCGCUUCAGCCCAGGUAUUUGUUUCCGUUUGACCAGGUGUGUCUCUGGGUGUCGUCAUGCCUUGGCGGCUGACCUCUCAGCUGGAGUGUCUGUCUUCGUCUCCGUCACAGCGUCAGUGUGAGCGGACGUCCUUCUCCUUCUACUGUGCCGUGCGCGAGCAGCUACCGGUCUGGAUGCUGGAGGACAUGCGCAGUAUGGAGGUCUUCUGCUGGGAGGACGGACGACCACGAGCCUUCCUGCAGUCUGAGGCGCUGCUGUAUGCGCUCGUACACGACCACCAGGCUUACGCACGCUACCUGCUCAACAGGUACUCCGUGAGCGCGCUCAGAGCACCGCGCUGCGACUUCUGCUGCUGCCGCAGCAGCGGCUCACCGCACCUUUCCUUGGCGGUGCGCUACAACCGCGUGUCGAUCCUGGGCAUGAUCGUGGAGGCUCUGAAAGACUGCGACACGCAGAGUGGGCGGCGGGACUACCUGGACAGCCGUGGCGGCUGCUCACAUGUGGCGGAUGCAGGAAAGACAGCGGUGCAGCUGGCGGUGGAGCUGUCACGACCCGACUGCCUGCUGCUGCUGCUGGUUCAUGGCGCGCAGCCUGAUGGUCUCGAGGCUGCGCUGCAGCGACUUGUCACCUCCGACGUGACAGAGCGACGCCACGCGCAGCGCUGCCUCGACUUCCUGUUGCUCUUUCUGCCCAAACCGCCAGCAGUGCAUCGCCUGCAGGACGAACCGCAGCGCUGGCAAAGCCUUCUGGGAAAUGAAGUGUUCAGCUGGCUUUGUGGUCUGGCCCCGCCCCCUCUCCUGCUGCAGGCCCUCAGGUGUUUGGCCCGGUCCGGCCCGGAUCAGAUCACAGCUCUGCCAGACUUCUUGCAACUGCACAGCUGGCAGUGACAUCAUCUGUCACCAUGGUAAUGCCAUAAACACCUCAAGACUGCUGUGAUUGGACGUGUGCUGAUGAUGUAAAUAAAAUGUAAAUAAGACUAAAAACAGACCUGAUCAGUGAUCAAUGCUGAGUCAGGUAAAAACCACGUAUCACCAGACAGAUUAAUGUUCAUUUCUCAAAACAGGGCUUAGGACCCUGCAGAGGACUGAAAGAGCAGCUGUUAGAAAACAUGCAAGUCAGCAAGGAUACAAGGUUUUCAUAUGGAGCCGGUGUGAAUGAAGAUGAAUGAAUUUAAUUCAGUUCAGUUUUAUUGUGUGAGACCUGAAGAGAUGAAAUGAUCUGAAGACGAUUUCAGACUUUUUCACAGAGCUCAGUCACUUCUGUUACUGUCACAUAAAACACAACAUCUGACCUGAAAGGUAAAACUAGUGAAACAGUUUACGUGUUGGAGGAUGCAUCAUUCUGUAAAUAUGAUGUAUGAACUUGAUUCUACCUCGCUGUCCUGAUUUCACUGAGUCGUAUUUUUACAAACUGAUCACAGGAAAGAAAUAAAUAUAGAUUUCUUCAUUUUAAGUAAGCUGUGACACCUCUGGUUCAGCUUCGAGUCUGCCUGGACACCUUCCUGGUUUGUUGUCAUUUUUCCAUUGUAUCGCAUGAAGGCAUAAAAUACUGUAAAUUAUACUAUAAUCAGAAUAAUUAUCAUAACCUAAGUAUGUGAAUAAAG
Molecule: messenger RNA, 1705 nt
Organism: Chelmon rostratus (copperband butterflyfish)
Lineage: Eukaryota; Metazoa; Chordata; Actinopteri; Chaetodontiformes; Chaetodontidae
Gene: ankrd9
Product: ankyrin repeat domain 9
Exons: 1
Coding region: 159-989 (276 amino acids)
Source: RefSeq, a predicted model, not a curated record